AUUGGGCCUCCGAGUUAGUUGUGAGGAUGGUUUAUGGGGGGACAUAACCAAUUGUCAUUCGGAUCUAUAUCGAUGAAUUGAAGAUUGUUUUGAUUUUUAGUCUUGGAGAUUUUGAUUGUUUUUAAAAUGUAUUCCUUGUUUUUCAUAGUCUUAUUUGGGAUAAUUUACAUAUCCGCCGGACAACAAAUGUCAUACGCAGAAAUAACUGCACUUUCUGAACAACUCAGUAAAGAACUCCUGAUAGAGUUAGCCACUGAAGGCAAGGCCAUAGCAUCAAACAAAACAGCAGCACAGAGCGUUCCGGCAACUCCAGAAAAUGCCAGGAUGAAGAAUUUCAAACAAGUAGCAAUGGCCGAUGGUGCUUUGGGCCAAUUAAGAAAUAGGUUAUUACAGAGAAUGAUGAUGGAGUCCCAGAACAAACCACCACAACCACAAAAUACACAUCAGAAAUUACAACUACAACGCAUGCAUCAAGAAAUGAAAAUACAGAAGCUUACACAGGAAUUGGAAGAACGUAAGCGGCAACAAGUAAAAUUACAACAGAUGUUAGCUUUACAACAAUCGUCUGUUCAUGAUCCUACACAUACACAACUAAACCAUGACCCGAUGGGUUCACAACUAAACCAUGACCAAAUGGGAUCUGCUGGCAUGAAUAGCUUUGAUCCCCAUGGUCAGGCGUCGGCUGGGAUUACUAGUUUUGAUCCCCAUGGUCACGCGUCCGCUGGGAUGACCAGUUUUGAUCCCCAUGGUCACGCCUUAAAAGCUCUCCCUAUGGAUGCAAUGAUGCAAACUUUAAGAAGCAGAAUGAACAAUGCUGGUGCGGGAUCAUCUUCAUCUUUAGUUCCAGAUUUAAGUGGUUUCAAAGGUCAGUUAGACGCUAUUGGCUUUCAAACGCCAGGUCCCUCAGCAGCAAUGCCUUUUGAUGUCAAUUCGUUCGUGCCACAACAACCCAUACAGCAAGCACAACCAGCACAACCAGCACAACAACCACAGCCAGUACAGCCAGCUACAAACAAACAUACAAUAAACAUUACUGUUAAAAGAAAAACAAAGGUAAAUGUUCCUGGUCUACCUGUUAACAUGGCCAAGUUUCAGAAACCUAAUCCAGCACCACAAGUAAAUACAAACGUUUCUACAAAACCAUCUGCCAUAACUCCUGAACUUUUAGCAAUGUUAGAAGCUUUAAGAGCUGGGCAUGCAGCAGGAAGUCCUGUCGCUACACAAACAGCAGUACAUCCAGUACCAGCGGCUGUACCAAUCAAUGUAGCACAACAAACACCAGCUAUGACAAUGGGCGCAUUAACAGGUGCCCCAUCAAUCCAACAAGUUAACCCUCUUGCUAAUAUGGUUCAGGCUGCUGCGGCUGUGCAAACACAACAAUCAGCAGGUGCCGUUUCUGGAAACAUGUUAGCGUCAGCUGUGACAGCAAAAACAGCCAGUAAUACAAUGGCGGAUAUGCUUGACACACAACUUGACGCCAUGUCGGACAUGGCUGAGGCCGGAAUGGGAUUCGGAAUGAUGAAUAUGAUGAGUGGGAUGAAUGUUAUGGGUGGAAUGGGCGCCAUGGGUGGAAUGGGAGCCAUGGGUGGAUUAGGCGGGAUGGGUGGAUUAGGUGCUAUGGGUGGACUGGGUGGAAUGAACGGUAUGGGUGGAAUGGGUGCUUUAGGUGGAAUGAGUGGAUUAGGUGGAAUGAGUGGAUUAGGUGGAAUGAGUGGUAUGGGUGGAUUAGGCGCUAUGGGUGGAAUGGGUGCGUUAGGUGGAAUGGGUGGAUUGGGCGGGAUGGGUGGUUUAGGGGGUAUGAUGGGCGGAGGGGGCAUGGGAAAUGGCAUGGGAGUGAGUAGUGGUUUCGGCGGUUUGGGAAUGAAUCGUAUGAUGACAUCGACGUUUAUGUCACCCAUGAUGUCCUAAUGACUCAGUCAACGAUUAUAAUAUGAUGAUGAUCGGUAAUACCAUUAAAAACAAAGGAACGAGAAUAUAGCAUGAGUUGGCAGGACGGUCCAAGCUUUCAAAGUAAAACUGAAAGGGUUCGAACAUUGAAACCCAAAAGAAGUCAUUGAUGCUAGCUGAAUAAACUGGUGAUGUUUAUAUGAUGUUAGACUGGAUAUGAUUAUUUUAUUUACUAUUAGGAGUAUACCUCUUUUAUUUUCGUUAAAUGUGUACGUUUAAAGAAUUGAAUGGCAUUAUGAGAAAACAUUUCUUUAAGUCAUUCAUGAAAAUUCUUUGUCGCAUUUAUAUUAACCCGAAUAAUUCAGUCUUUAUGUUCCACUGAUCAUCGAUUACUUCAUUAACAUCGCAAGUAGGAGAGCUCGAUUAAUUCAUUAACCUCGCAAGUAGUAGAGCUCGAUUACGUCAUUAACCUUGCAAGUAGGAGAGCUCGAUUACGGAGAGGUACUGAAUUAUUCGGGUUCAAUUUAGUUCAUAAUUGUAAUUUUUUAUGGAUGUUUUACAAAAGAGAUGUAAAAAACACCUACUCAAAUUAUUUCAUUCUCAGUUGGUAACGCUAUGUAUAUUUUUAAUUAUUUAUAUUUGUGGAAAAUUAUCGUUCUUAAAUAAAUGAUAAAUAAAAUGUACUAUCACGUUUAGAUUAUUUAUAUUUUUUUAAAUUGAAUGCGCCCAUCACGUAAUUUUUCAGAUUGUCUUUCAUUGUUACAUCAUUUUGAAAAUCCAUUAAUUUGUUUGUUUGACCAUUGUUCAGAUAUUAGUUAACUAAUUUAAUGUGAUCAGUGAAAUUUUGCAUUGCCAUCUUUGCAAUAUUUAACUCAUCUUUCGUUUGUUUCGGAAAAAAAUUUGAUUUAUUGUCAAUUGUCAUGUUUACCUAUAGCAUUAACGGUACAACAUUUUAUAGUACAUCAGAUGUGUAUUUCGAAAUAAAUGUUCGAUAUCAACAAUAAUUAAAAGCCCAUAACCUAAUCCAAACGUUGAAAACCUGACGAAACAAAAACUUAUCAAGCGUGAAGCCAAACCUGAAGAAUGUAACUUUUUACUUCAGAAUAUUUUUGAAUUUCAUUACAAAUUAUUUUUCUUUUGUGAUUUUUUUGAAAUUUUUAAUAUAAAGAAAGUGUUAACCUAUUAUAUGAGAGUCUGUAUGGAUGUCCUUUAUUUCUGUAUGCUUCUAUUUUUUUCAUUAUUUUUCUCUUUCCUUUUUCUUUUUUUUUAAUUUUGCAUUCAUUAAGCAUCCCUAUAAAGUCAUUAAUUGAGUAUUGUUAUUAAAAUUUAUUUAUUGAUCUAUAAUUUCAUUACCUUAACAUUUUUGUAUGCAUGUUAAGUAUUUACAUUUGUAUGAAUUCAUUCAUUUGUUACAUGUAUGUGCGUGCUUUAAGGUUUUUCUGUUUAGAUUCUUACAUUAACUGUUAAAAUCCAACUUAUUUUCACGAGCGAUUUAUUGUCUCGACUUUCGCGUGAAGCAAAAUAACGCAAAGAUAAAUCGUCACGAAAAUUUAAAACUUGGCUCUUUUCUUGUCUAACGCCAUCAUGAACACUUUGAAAAUUUCGAAAUUAAAUUGCUACGAAUUGGACUAAAAAGGACUAACAGCUUAAUAAAGUAUAUGUGAAAAUAAGUUUGUAAACAGUAUGAGGACUAAUAAUACUGUCAUUAGCAAAGGUUUCAAAUACAGUAGUAAAAACCACAGAGGUAUCGUCUUUUUGUUCGUUUUUCAUCAUGAUUAACUUAAACAUUGGUACAAUUUCCUAGGUUUGUUUUAUUUAUGUUAAUGUGUAUAGACCAUGUGUUGACAAUAUACAUAAUGUUGAUUUGUACAAUUACAUAUGCUUAUUUAUUUCAUAGACUUUUUUGUGAAUAACUAUUU
This is a messenger RNA of Mytilus trossulus (common blue mussel), 3806 nucleotides long. RefSeq names its product desmoglein-1-like. NCBI's taxonomy places the organism in Eukaryota, Metazoa, Mollusca, Bivalvia, Mytilida, Mytilidae. Bases 127 to 1908 code for a protein of 593 amino acids. The transcript has 8 exons. The record is from RefSeq and is a predicted model, not a curated record.